AUGGAUAGACCGGGUGAACUUCCCCGUCGCCAAGACUUUCGCGUUGGCUGGAUUGCAGCACUCCAAAAGGAGUACCUCGCGGCACGACAAGUGCUAGAUGUGCAUUAUGAAGACUAUGAAGUCAGUCGACAUGCGAGUGAUGUGAAUCACUACACAUUCGGGCGGAUUGGGAAGCACUAUAUUGUCAUUGCAAACCUUCCCACCGGUGUGAUCGGAACACAUUCUGCCUCUGCUGUCGCAAAUGGCUUGACGAACACCUUUCCUUUGAUUCGAUUUGCACUCAUGGUUGGGAUUGCGGGAGGCGCUCCAACCGAAAAGAACGAUGUCAGACUCGGCGAUGUCAUCAUCGGAACCAGAAUGGUCCCGUACUCCUUUAUCAGGCAACAUCACGAUAGGCGGGAGAACAUUGGAGAUAUCAUCGUCUCUUCCCGUGAUCUAUUGUCAACAACAAACGCCGUCCAAGCAAAGAUCACAGAGGGUACCGUGGAGUUGGACAACAUUAUCACUUCCAGGUUCAAUAAAACGGAAGCAAUCAUAGAGAGUUUCAAGCGCCCGGACGCUGGCUCUGAUCGUCUCUACCAGUCGGACUACAUCCAUGCCAAGUCAUGUGACUGCCUCGAUGCUCAUUCAAACUACCCCGAUACCCAAGUUCAAAGAGAGGAGCGCAAGCUUUACGAAAAGAUCAAAGUCCACUACGGCCCGAUUGGGUCAGCAGACAUUGUGCUCAGAGACGCCAAUGAACGUGACAGAUUGUCUGAAAAAUUCAAUCUAUUAGGUUUCGAAAUGGAGUCAGCUGGGAUCUGUUUAGACAAACUACCGAUCCUCCCAGUCCGAGGCAUUUGUGACUACGCCGAUUCACACAAGAGCAAACAAUGGCAAGGUUAUGCCGCUGCCGUGGCCGCCGUCUACGCUCGAUGUCUUUUGCAAAGUGUCUCUUCCGGAGAGUUGUUUGAGGCAAAUAAUCCAGUCAAUGCAGAGGAUCUCACGAAAGAAAUCGAGCUCCUAGUCACAACAGUGACUAAAAUGACGUCUACUCGUCUCGAAGAACAGUUACAAAGACAUGAAUCUAAGUUGGAAGAACACGACAAGAUAUAUCACAACGCCAGCCAAACAAUGAAAGAGGUGCGCGAGAUGAUAAAAAUGAUGUGGAUUGUUUUUGAAAAUUCCGCUCAAGUCAAUUCCAAAACCUUCAAUGAUCUGGAUCGCCAAACGAGAGACAACACAGUAGCAAUUCAAUCAGCACAUCUCAAGAUUGAAGAAGGACAAAAACAGCUUCAGAAGAUUCUCGAUAAGAUGCAAGACCACAUUCAAAGACAACAAGAGAUCAGCUCACCCGAGCAAAGGCCAAAAUGGGAAGUUCUACAAGCUGAGGCCGAAAAAGAAAAUACCUCUUUGGAAGAGGUUACUAAGAAGACCGAAGCAGCCCUGGGUUCUGCAGUGAUUGUCUUUGAUCAGCUUAGCACCGUCACUAGGAACCCGAAGUUUGAAAAGGCUAGUGGGGUCGCAAAGUUACCCAAAGGGUUGAACGCCAUCAGACUCAAAUAUCAACUGGAUCAAGCUCGAAGUAUUCAGGGAAUCCCCAACGAGUCAUUCGCAAGCUACCACCACGCCCUGAAUUCCAAAAAUGGAAUGGGGGAAAUCAGCAAAAGGGAUCAGGUUGUCAGCCUGUGA
Molecule: messenger RNA, 1671 nt
Organism: Penicillium canescens
Lineage: Eukaryota; Fungi; Ascomycota; Eurotiomycetes; Eurotiales; Aspergillaceae
Exons: 2
Coding region: 1-1671 (556 amino acids)
Biological process (GO): nucleoside metabolic process
Molecular function (GO): catalytic activity
Source: RefSeq, a predicted model, not a curated record